UCCAUUCUGGUGACAGUAUGAAAACCAUACAUGCCGGAACGUCAAAGACGGCAACAGCACGGCGGGGCCCUGUUUGCCGUGGCUGCGAGCGGAAGGCGUUGACGGUGAAUGGCAUUGCGGCGCAUUCACGCAAUGCCCAUGCAAUUGACGGACGCAAUUCAGCAACACAGGAGCCUUCUGCUGGCCACGAUGCCGGCGCGCCAGGAUUCAGCGGCCGAGUCCCGGAACCCCUUCCACGCCAGCGGCGCGACCGGACUGAGGCUGCAGCUGAGCAGCAGCUAGGCAGCAGCUUGCCGCUUGGCGACGCCGCCCGCACCGCAUGGCGCGCCGCCCUCGCCAGUCUAGCCUCUGCGGUGGUGCUGCAGGGCUCCCUCAUGCCCGGCGCGCCGCCGCCGCUGCAGCCCCCACACAGCCCUGGCGGCGACGCCCGCUCCGCCGCCGCGCUGCUGCUACUGCUGACGCAGCCGCCGGCGGCGCUAGCCGCCGCUGACGGCAAUAGCACAAGCGGUGCUGCGUCCAAGAUGGAGCGGUUACGGCAGCUGGCAACGCCUGACGUGGCGGGGAUGAAGGAGGUGUCUGAGGAACUGGCGAGCAGGGAGGCGCCGCCAGGGGCGGUGGUGACGCCGGCGGCCGGGGGCAGUGGCGGCCGGGGCGGAGGCGGUGGCAAGCAGCAGCAGUCGGACCCCAAAUCAAAGCUCAAGGCUGCCGACCUGGCGGCGCUGCUGCGUGUGUCGCCCGCCACCGCCCAGUCGCUGCUGGCGUCGGAGCGCGAGCUGGGCCGCCUGUCAGUGGGCGCCGCCGCCGCCUCCUUCCAGGCAGCUGCGGAGCUCCUAGGCCUGUCCACACCCGCCUCUACAUCAUCAUCGUCAGCAGGAGCAGGAGCAGGAGCAGCGCCUUCGGCGCCGGGCGGGCUGACGCGGCAGGCGGAACGCGACCUGGCACUGGCGGGGCGGCUGCUGUCGCGGCAGCCACGGGUGCUGCUGGUGCCGGCGGCGGAGCUGAGGGCGAGGUUUGGGGAGCUGCAGUCGCUGCUGCUGGUGCCUGUGUCCACCGCCCGCAAGCUGGUGGCGGCCCAGCCGGGGCUGCUCAGCCACUCGCCCGAGGUGCUGCGGGCGCGGCUGAGCGGGCUGUGCGGCACAUUCAACGUGGACACACAGCUGGCCUCCCAGCUGGCGGUGCACGAGCCCGCGCUGCUGGCCGCCAACGCCGCCGAGCUGAGCGCCCGCGCGUCGGCCCUGGCUGCGGAGCUGGGGCUCACGCGGCCGCAGGUGGUGGCGGUGGUCCGGCGCCACCCGCGCGCACUGCUGGUCCCGGCCGACGCCAUGCGCUCGCGGCUGCGCAAGCUGGCGGAGGCGCUGGAGGUGCCGCGCGGUGCUGAGGGACUGGGCCGCGUGGUGCUCAACGCGCCCCGGCUGGUGCUGCUGGGCGAGGGCGAGGUGGACAAGGGGCUGGAGGGGCUGCGGGGGCUGCUCAAGAUCUCCCGGGACCGGGCCGUGGAGGUGGCGGCUGAGGUGCCGGCGCUGCUGACCUCGCCGGCGCCGGUGCUGGCGGAGCGCUUGAAGACGCUGGCGGAGCUGGCCGGGGUGCCGGCGGGGCAGAUGCGGGCGCUGGUGGCGGACAAGCCCUCGCUGCUGACCAAGACAAGCACCGCAAUGAAGCGCGCCGUGGCGGAGGCAGAGGCGGAGGAGGCGGGGGCGGAGGCGCAGGCGGGCAGGGGCAAGGGCGGCAGCAAGUGAUGCCAGUGUGGGGUUGUGUGGGCUAGGGCUGGGGCAUUGCGGUGCGGGCGGCGGUGUGCGUGCUUGGCUUCUGGUUGGCUUGCUAUGUAUUGGGGCGGAGGGCUGGGAGGGCUGCUGGCAGCUGCGCGUGUGGGCUGGUGAGGGUGGGUUGCAUGGUGUUUAUAUCACAUCAAGGGGCGCAUACAUAAUAAUUGUUAGGUGUCGUGGAGGUGAGGGGGAUGCUGGGUCAGACGAGUUGUUGUCGUCACCAUGGCAUCAAAAUAUCUGCACACGCGCCACCACCACCGCCGGAUGUGCGCUGCCGAGUGCGUGAAUCCACCACCUCCCUUAUAUUGCCCAAGGCACUCACCCAUCCUCGGCCGACGUGAUUUGUUCGCUCAAGAAUGUUUAGUCCAGCGAAGGCCAUGAAAGAAAGACGUGGUGUGCGGCACACGAGGAAGGGCCUGAUGGCUCCAUGUGGGUCUAAAACGCUGGCUGUCUGACGCUGCUCGGUUGGAUAGCCUGUCGCGGCCUCCUGUGCGGCGCGCCUGCAGUGUGGUCAUGCGUGUCUGGAUACGGGUGUUGCAAUUUGAAAUUGUGGAUGAGUACGGAGUCGUGUGUUUGGACCGGCGCUCUGGCGUCUGAGGCACACAUGGACGGUAGGUACGAGAUAUGCAUGGCUGACAAUAUUGUUGCCCGAAGUUCGCUGGAGUUGUUUCGUUCAGGGCAGACGCGUGGCCGUUGUUGCAAGUUGCAGAGGAGCUUGCGGUGACGAAGCUGCUGGAGGAGCUGAUGUGUGGUGUAUCCAGAGGAUAUGCGAUCCUGACAAAUAUGUAUCAUACAC
Chlamydomonas reinhardtii is the source of this 2559-nucleotide messenger RNA. RefSeq lists its product as uncharacterized. The record is from RefSeq and is a predicted model, not a curated record. NCBI's taxonomy places the organism in Eukaryota, Viridiplantae, Chlorophyta, Chlorophyceae, Chlamydomonadales, Chlamydomonadaceae. Gene Ontology annotation, molecular function: double-stranded DNA binding. Gene Ontology annotation, biological process: regulation of DNA-templated transcription. The coding region runs from base 375 to 1736 and encodes 453 amino acids. The transcript has 8 exons.